Messenger RNA from Anas platyrhynchos (mallard), 1611 nucleotides. It is a transcript of the gene PHOX2A, whose product is annotated as paired like homeobox 2A. The record is from RefSeq and is a predicted model, not a curated record. Lineage: Eukaryota; Metazoa; Chordata; Aves; Anseriformes; Anatidae. Gene Ontology annotation, molecular function: RNA polymerase II transcription regulatory region sequence-specific DNA binding; DNA-binding transcription factor activity, RNA polymerase II-specific. Gene Ontology annotation, biological process: regulation of transcription by RNA polymerase II.
GGGUUAAGGGCGGGGGGCGGCGGGGGGAGAGGCGGCUCCGCCCGCUCCUGCUGCGCCCGCGGUCCCCGGGAGAUAUUGUCAUGCAAAAGCCCCCGACGCCGCCAGCCAUUGUCUCCCCGUCGCCGGGCCGGUAUAUUACGGGGCUCGGCGGCCCGGGGCGGGCGCGGCCGUGCAUGGAGCGGCGGCCGGGGGCUUCGGGGCCGGGGUCGGCGGGCAGGCGGCCGAGGUAACCGGGGCCGGGGCCGGGCGGCGGCUCCUCCGCUCGCCGCUCCAUGUUCGCCAUGGACUACUCCUACCUCAACUCGUACGACUCCUGCGUGGCGGCCAUGGAGGCGUCCGCCUACGAUUUCAGCUCCUGCAGCCAGGCCAACACGUUCCAGUACAGCCCCAUGCGGGGGGGCUUCGGGGCCAGCCCGGCCUGCCCCCCCCUCGCCUCCGCCAACUGCGCGCUGGGCGCCCUGCGCGACCACCAGCCCUCGCCCUACUCGGCAGUGCCCUACAAAUUCUUCUCGGACCCGUCGGGCAUCAACGAGAAGCGGAAGCAGCGGCGGAUCCGGACCACGUUCACCAGCUCGCAGCUGAAGGAGCUGGAGAGGGUCUUUGCCGAGACGCACUACCCCGACAUCUACACGCGCGAGGAGCUGGCCCUCAAGAUCGACCUCACCGAGGCGCGGGUGCAGGUCUGGUUCCAGAACCGCCGGGCCAAAUUCCGCAAGCAGGAGCGCGCGGCCAACGCCAAGGGCUCGGGCACCGGCGGCGGGGGCGGCAACGGCAGCGCCGGCAACGCCGCCACCAAGAAACCGGAGCCGCGCUCGUCCUCGGAGGACGACGAAUCCAAGGAGUCGAACUGCAGCCCGACCCCCGACAGCACGGCCUCGCUGCCCGCAGCCGCCAACCUGGGCAGCCCCGGGGGUAGCCUGAGCCCCAGCCCGGGCGGGGGGCAACCUUUGGGGUCCGGCCACCACCCCCCGCAGCCCCUCAAGGCGCCUCCGCUGUGGCCGGGGGUCAGCACCAGCAGCGGUGCCGCCAACACGGCCGAGCUGCUGAAAGCGUGGCAGCCGGCCGAAGCCAUGCCCGGACCUUUCUCCGGCGUCCUCUCCUCCUUCCACAGGAAGCCCAACGGCCUCAAGACAAACCUCUUCUGAUCCAAAAUUCCCCCCCCAAACCCCCCCUUCAUCCUCCUCUUCCUCCUCUUCCUCGCCCACCCAGCUUCUGCCCCUCGCCCCCCGCUCCCCCAGCGCCCCGGGGACCCCGCGGUGCCGCCCCGCAAACCGCUGCUGGAGGGGGCCAGGAUGGGUCCCCCCCCCCUCCACGUCCCCAUCCCUGCGCAACCCCGGACCCCCACCCUGGCUCCCUGGGGGGCUGAGGGACCCCCACCCUCACCCGGACCCCCCCGGGAUGCUCCAUUUUUUUUUUUGGGGGGGGGGGCACAGCUCCAUGCGCCCCCUGCCCAGGGUGCCGCCGGCACCGCGGAUGCUGCAGGAGCAGGGGGGGAGCGCAGGGGGGGUCAGCAGCCCCAGGACAAAUUUUUUUUUGGGGGGGGGGGCUGCAGCCACCCCCAGCCCGGAUGAGGUGCCCCAGGCGUGCCCAUCGCUCCUGCACGUUUUGGGG